AUGGAGGCAGUGAGGAGAUGGAGGGCCGACUGGAGGUAUCCCACUACUCUGCUGUGCAUGUACGGAUUCUUCAGCACAGUUAAACCCCUGGAGCCUUUCCUCAUCCCAUACUUGACAGGACCGGACAAGAAUCUGACGACAGAACAGGUAAACAAUCAAAUUUUCCCGGUGUGGACGUACUCCUACCUGUGCAUGCUGGUGCCGGUGUUCCUGCUGACUGACUGGCUGCGUUACAAGCCUGUGGUGGUGUUCCAGUGUGUCACCCUCUUCAUCACCUCAGCAAUGAUACUCUGGACGAAAAGUGUAGCAGCAAUGCAGGCCAUGCAGUUCUUCUACGGGGUGGUGACCGCCAGCGAGGUGGCCUAUUUCUCCUACAUCUACAGUGUGGUAGAUCUGAAGAGGUACCGGAAGGCAACAUCUUACAGCCGCAGUGUGCAGCUCCUGGGGUACACAGUGGGCUCUGUGCUGGGUCAGCUGCUCGUCAGCUUCAACCUCAUGUCCUACAACAACAUCAUGGUAUUUACUCUAGUACUCACCGCCAUCGCUCUCCUCGCUUCCUGCCUCUUGCCAAUGCCACAGCAGAGCAUGUUCUUUCACCGAAGACAUACUACUGGACAGACAGAGGGUACAAAGAGGCAGCAGGUAAGUGGGACUGGAGAUGCAACAGAGCACACAAGCGGAUUAAAGGUAUCCCUGGAGGAUAUGAGAGAUGAAAAAGUUGAUAACAUAAGUGAAACAGAGGAGGGAGCAGUAAAAGGACUGGAUGAAAAAGGGACUAAGAGUGAAGACUUUGAGGAGUUGGUUGGCACAGGGAGCUGCAGCCAAGUCCUCCUCCAGCUGUGGAGGGACUUUCGCCAGUGCUAUUCCUCCAGACAGCUGCUCUACUGGUCAGUGUGGUGGGCAAUGGCCACCUGUGGCUACAACCAGACUGCCAACUAUGUGCAGGUGCUGUGGGAGCAUGUGGAACCUUCCCAGAACUUCACUAUCUACAAUGGAGGCGUGGAGGCAGUGUCCAACCUGUUGGGUGCAGCAACAUCCUAUGGUAUAGGCUUCACUGAGGUGAGAUGGGAACAGUGGGGAGAGCUGGCCCUCGGCGGUUUCUCUGGACUCGGGGCAGCAGCACUCUUCCUCAUGACCUUCAUCGGCAACAUCUGGGUCUGCUACACUGGUUAUGUCAUUUUCAAGUGCCUGUACAUGCUGCUGAUAACAAUAGCCAUGUACCAGAUUGCAGCUGACUUGUCAAUGGAAAGAUAUGCACUGGUCUUCGGAGCAAACAACUUUGGAGCAUUGGCUCUACAGACAAUCAUCACUUCUGUUGUAGUUGACAGUGGAGGACUGGGCCUUGGCAUCAUUCCUCAGUUCACCAUAUAUGCCAGCUACUUCUCAGUCAUCGCUGUUGUUUUUUCACUUCGGGGACUGUUUACCAUUUGGAGAGCACAGAGAAGCAGCAAAGAGUCCACUCCUCCAGUCAAAAAUGACCCUCAAGACUGCAAGGAACACACUUUCUGA
Micropterus dolomieu (smallmouth bass) is the source of this 1509-nucleotide messenger RNA. RefSeq names its product solute carrier family 19 member 3a (gene slc19a3a). The transcript is spliced from 7 exons. NCBI's taxonomy places the organism in Eukaryota, Metazoa, Chordata, Actinopteri, Centrarchiformes, Centrarchidae. The record is from RefSeq and is a predicted model, not a curated record. Bases 1 to 1509 code for a protein of 502 amino acids. Gene Ontology annotation, biological process: vitamin transport; transmembrane transport. Gene Ontology annotation, molecular function: vitamin transmembrane transporter activity. Gene Ontology annotation, cellular component: plasma membrane.